AUGGCGAUGUUGAGGCAGGUUUACAACCUGAUGUUCAAGAGAACUUCCACCUUCGCGCUGAGCAUUGUGCUGGGCACCAUUUUCUUCGAGAUGGUUUUCGACCAAGCUGGAGAUGCUGUGUUUGAGCACAUUAAUUGGGGGAAACUCUGGAAAUGCAUCAAACACAAUUAUGAGAAUAAUGAGGAAGAAUAA
Molecule: messenger RNA, 192 nt
Organism: Carcharodon carcharias (great white shark)
Lineage: Eukaryota; Metazoa; Chordata; Chondrichthyes; Lamniformes; Lamnidae
Product: cytochrome b-c1 complex subunit 9-like
Exons: 1
Coding region: 1-192 (63 amino acids)
Biological process (GO): mitochondrial electron transport, ubiquinol to cytochrome c
Source: RefSeq, a predicted model, not a curated record